UGCGGCUUUAGCUUAUAAAAGCUCUCCCACAUAUGGCUGGAUCAGUUAGUGAUUGCACAGAAUGUCGCCCAAUUGGACGUACUUGCUAAUUGUCAGCUCUACUUUGCUGCUGCUUGAACGUGCCUUCGCGGAUGUGGCUCAUUUCUUUGCGGCACCCUCCGAAUUUGGCAGCUAUCAGCAGGGACAAACGCCCUUUCAGCUGGCCUUUGCGCCACCUGCUCUGUAUGGACCACCAGCUGGCAGUCCUGUGACUCCCGCACCUGUGGCACCCGUAGCGCCUGCUACCACGGAGUUUAAUCUGCCAGAGAUCAUUGAGAACCGCAGCGUUAAGGGUUCCAGCCAGGGACAUGGAAAUUUUAUUCCCCUGAGCCAGCAUUACCUUCCACCCAGCAAUGAGGAGCGACCCAGCUAUGAAAUUCCUAAGCCAAGCCAUGAAUUCGAGGGCUACUAUUAUCCACAGCCCAGCGCCAGCAGCACCACGCGCAUUCCCACGACAACAACAACAACGCCACGCCCCAUCAUUGUACAGGAGCCCGGAGAUGAUGAUGAGCCUUUGUCCUCACCUGGCUAUGAUUAUAAUGCGCCGCAGCAGCGCCCCUCAACGCCAGCGCCCGUCUACUUGCCGCCAGCGGAGAACAGUCCGCAACAGCAACAGCUGCGCCUGCGUCUCAAGGAUAUGCGCUGCCUGCAGUCGGGCUACUUUCGUGCAGUGCUAAAACUGGACAGUUUUCUGGGUGCCGCGCCAGUGCUGGAAAACGACAACGAGGAAGUGCAAGACAAACAUUGCGAGCUGAAGCUGUCGCGCAGCUUUCUGCUCUUGGACAUUGCGGGCGCAGACUUUGAGCGCUGCGGAGUGCACACUUGUGGUCAGGACUUGUGUCUGCGUCUGCGUUUUCCGGCCAUACGUGGCCUUCGCACUGGCGGCGACUCCAUUCUGACGCUGCACUGCAAGACGCAGGAACGCGUGGCGGUCAAGACGCAUGCACUGAAAAUGGGCGUGGCUAAUGAUGUGCAGGCACGCAGUGUUGGCAGCCAUGCCCAUGGUGGCAAUCAGAAUGCCUUUCGCACCCACGUGGAGCUAUUGAGACGGGGCACCAAUGGAUAUACGCGACACCUGGAGAGCAAUGGCGCGGUACAGCUGGGUGAGGAGCUGUUGCUGCGCGCACAUGUCCUGGCAGGCGAUGGCUGGAACUACACCAAGCUAAGUGACGUGCAGCUUCAACGCAUCUCAGCAGCUGGCGAGCUUUUAAAUAGCGCCCAGCUGAUCACCCCACGCGGCUGUCUGAAUCCCGCCAUGCAGAGCAUCUGCGCGCAUGCGCCCAGCCCUGAGCUGCCGUUGGGCCAGCGACUGCAGUUUCGAGCCAUCAUGUUUCCGGGCAUGCACAGCGGCGAUGUGCUGGUCAUGUCCAUGCGCAUUACGGCCUGUCUGGAGCGCGAAGAUUGCCAGCUAACGGCGCAGGAUUGCCAACCAGGUGUGGCACAGAGACGACGACGGGAUACUCGGCUGGGUGCCCAUGGCAAUGGAACAGAGGCAUCGGAAUUGUCUCAGAUAACCUUCAGGGUAAUUAUGCCGCACAUGAGCUCCAUGGCGGAGCAGCCGGCAGUUGUCAGCGAUUUGGCCAAUGCGAAUGUGGCUGAAAAAACCAAGUCGAUUGCUUUGUUUGGCAGCGUGGGUUUUGUGGUCCUGCUGAUGGGUGUGGCCGUAGUGGCGCUUUAUAAGAUGGGCAAAUAGCUUGCCGGAGAUAGGGAUAGAAUUAGGGGCAAUAUAAGUCAGCUAAGGGAUUGUAGAUUUUUCUACUC
This is a messenger RNA of Drosophila novamexicana, 1800 nucleotides long. RefSeq lists its product as uncharacterized. Lineage: Eukaryota; Metazoa; Arthropoda; Insecta; Diptera; Drosophilidae. The record is from RefSeq and is a predicted model, not a curated record. The transcript has 4 exons. Bases 62 to 1732 code for a protein of 556 amino acids.